Messenger RNA from Acanthaster planci (crown-of-thorns starfish), 1551 nucleotides. RefSeq lists its product as uncharacterized. The record is from RefSeq and is a predicted model, not a curated record. Lineage: Eukaryota; Metazoa; Echinodermata; Asteroidea; Valvatida; Acanthasteridae.
AGUUACCGAAAGCUCGGCGAGCACAUAUUCCAGAGCACUGAUUUUAUGUUGUAUUCUUGUCAAUAUUUUGAUCACAGUGCUGCGCAGCCCUUCCAUACUUCUCUAGACAACCAUGAACAACUUCAGGGCGCGUCGUGACGCGAGCGCAGCGCACCUUGAUAUUAUUUGGCACAGCUCAUACGUGAAUGUGCACACAGUACGGGGACGGACGUGCGUGUGACUUCUGCCGAACCUCUCUAAUAAUAACUGCGUGUACAUCUUUAAGCCGCAUAGAACGCGCAAAAAGCUCUAAACUUCAAAUUUCCGCGUUCCAUCUUUCACAAGUCCGAUAAUCGAUGGUUUAGUUGUCCGCCAAAAAAAAUUUUGUUUCAAGUACUACCCACAUUAAGCAUUACUGAAAGAAGGAUUUUCUGUCGAUAAUAUUCCGGUUAUACAUGUAAAUUGCUAAAUAUGGGUAUCGGCUCCAGUUCCUGCAUGGGCCGCCAGAGGAAAGCAAGAAGGUACCGCUUGAACGACCCUCGUCUUGCAAGGAGGGAUGAGUUUCUCGCGACCAUGUCCGACUUCGGAAUGACGAACGGAGAGCUGUGCUUCCGAUACGGGAAUAUUGACCAGCGUCAGCCUCCCAACCCAGCAAGAGAGGUCUCUGAAGAUGACUCAACAGCAGUGGAUGAUGUUGAUGCCGUAUCCAAGGAGGAAAAUGAGAAGAAUGAGGCAGCUGAGAAAGCGAUGACUUGUCACAACCACUGCCCUCUGCCUGCAGGCGAGGAUAUCUCAGGCACACCUCAUCCUGACCUUCCUAAGGGAGUGACUUGCAUCACGUGCGCCGCUACCAUCAUGGAAAAGGGACAAGAAGGAGGAAUGGGCGAGAGUAUGAAAUUAGACACAAACAUCAGCAAAACGUCCCAGGACACCAGAACAGCUGAAGCGAAGAAAGAUGUCGCCAAAGAGCUUGGAUCAGUCUCAGCAGGUGCCAUCUCAGCAGGCGCCGAGGAAAACGAAAACUUGACCAAACAGGAAAAAGGUGUUCAAGGGCAAGCUGUAAAUACAGAAAACAAAGCUGACCCCUUUUCUGGUGACAAGAUGUCCCGAGGUUCUCGAUGGAGGCGUCGCUACAACGCACAUGACAAGACCCCAUCGACUCUGAAAGUUGAAUAAGUCCUGACACACUCGAUCCGAUAGCCUCGUCUUAUCUCAACACGAGCCAGCUAACGAUAGUUGUCAUUAAAUUUUCAAAUGAACUGGCAAAAGAUUAACUUAUAUAUGUGAAUCUAAAUUUUCAUUUGCACAACUCGGUAAAUACCCAAGGUCUGAAACUGUUUCCUUAAACAUUUUCACAUUGAUAAAUGUUAUUGAAUAAAAGGUUUUCCCGGUACAUAAGUAGUCCUUUGUCCAAAUUCAUAUUAAAAACUGUUAAAAAGUACAAAAACAAAACACACUGGGAUUCAUAAGUCACAGAACAGUAUCAAUUUAAUCAAUAUCACAGGAUGUCAUACUUGUACCCAAGUAGAAGUACGAGAUUGCAAAUAAACAAGUAGAUUCGACGAUGAAACA